Messenger RNA from Scomber scombrus (Atlantic mackerel), 4308 nucleotides. RefSeq names its product solute carrier family 43 member 1a (gene slc43a1a). Bases 178 to 1857 code for a protein of 559 amino acids. The record is from RefSeq and is a predicted model, not a curated record. Gene Ontology annotation, molecular function: neutral L-amino acid transmembrane transporter activity; L-amino acid transmembrane transporter activity. NCBI's taxonomy places the organism in Eukaryota, Metazoa, Chordata, Actinopteri, Scombriformes, Scombridae. Gene Ontology annotation, biological process: neutral amino acid transport; transmembrane transport. The transcript is spliced from 15 exons.
CGUUUUUUUAAAUAUAAAAGUUUGAGUCUGUGCCUGCAUAGCCUACUGAUCAAGGAAAAGAAAAGCCAGCUGUGAGAGUUUCAAUUUCAAUUUUUACAUAUAGUGAGCAGCAAGAGAUUUUAAAAGAAGCAUCACAAGUAUUUUCCUCUGUGAGAAGACAAACAACUGAAAGCAGCGAUGUCGCCCUCUCUCCUCCAGGCCUACAGGAGGCGCUGGUGGAUGGCGGUGACAGCAGUGCUUGAAAACCUGUUGUGUUCGGCCGUGCUCCUGGGCUGGGGCUCCCUGCUCAUCAUGCUGAAGAGGCAAGGCUUCUACUCGCACCUGUGCUCAGGGAACGACUCAGUGGUCUUACCUUCGGGAAACUCCUCCAGUAGUGAGGUGGACAAGUGGCCCAGCUGCGUGGACCAGGAGGAGAUGCUGAAUCUGGGCUUCACCAUUGGCUCAUUCUUGCUCAGCGCCACCACUCUACCACUUGGGAUCCUGAUGGAUAGAUUUGGGCCACGCCCAAUUCGUCUGGUGGGCAGCUCAUGUUUCGGUUCAUCCUGUAUCAUGAUGGCUGUGUCGGCCUACUAUCCUUCAGUGCUGUCAGCGCUCAUCUUCCUCGCUCUCUCUCUGAACGGCUUUGGAGGCAUCUGCCUGACCUUCACCUCCCUCACGCUCCCCAAUAUGUUUGGUGCUCUGAGCUCCACUAUCAUGUCUCUGAUGAUCGGUUCCUACGCCUCCUCUGCUGUCACCUUCCCUGGAGUCAAGCUGAUCUACGAUGCAGGCGUGUCCUUCCAGGUGAUCAUGUGGAUGUGGGCAGGUCUUGCCGGGUUUGUCUUUUUCAACUGUUUCUUUAACUGGCCGAAAGAAGGUUUCCCCACGCCUGAUGAGGUGGAUUACAGUAAAAUCCUCACACAGCAAGAGGUGCCUUUAUCAGACCAGAAGGCUGUUGCAGAGAGACUGAGCCAGAAAAACGGUGACGUCCGACACUCCACAGAGAAACUUCCUAAUGGAUCUGAUCCUGCACAAAAUACCGUUCCUUUCCGUCGGUCAGUGUUUUCUCCCAUCUUCCUGUGGAGUCUGGUUACGAUGGGGAUGUCCCAGUUGAGGAUCAUCUUCUUCAUGGGGGCCAUGAACAAGAUGCUGGAGUUCAUGGUUACCAAGGGCGAUGAACACCCAUCUGAUGAGCUGGUGACUGAGGCAAAACAGCAAGUGAGUUUCUACUCGUCCAUCUUUGGCACCCUGCAGCUGUUGUGCCUGGCCACUUGUCCUCUGAUCGGUUACAUCAUGGACUGGAAGAUGAAGGAGUGUGAAGAGGAGAAGCCCGUCCCUCCAGGCACAGAGCAGAGGCAGACCAACAUACCCAAGAGAGACCGUAAGAUCCAGAAGGUGACCAACGCCAUGAGGGCUUUUAUCCUCACCAACAUGCUACUGCUUGCUUUCGGAUGCUGCUGUCUCAUAGACAGCCUGCCUCUACAGGUCUUGACCUUCAUCCUCCACACUAUGGUCCGAGGCUUCAUCCACUCCUGCUGCGGAGGCCUCUACGCUGCCGUCUACCCGUCAAACCACUUUGGCACCCUGACAGGCCUCCAGUCGAUGAUCAGCGCUGUGGUCGCUCUGCUACAGCAGCCACUCUUCAUUGCUAUGGUCGGACCGCUGAAAGGAGACCCCUACUGGAUCAACCUGGGGCUGCUGAUCCUCUCAUUGGCCGGUUUCUUGUUGCCGGGUUACCUGUACUACCACCGCAGACACCUGCUGAAGGAAAAAGAAGAAAGAGACAAGAGGGCUGCCGGUCAGGAGAUGCAGGCACUCAACCACACAGAAGCCAAUGGCUACAAGCCCCACAGCAACGGAGUCGCUGCUGUCGAGGCGUAAAACGACAGAGCAGAGACAAAGAUUUGGGGAAUUGUACGAUUUAUUUUUAUAUGUGCCUUUAAAAUGUGCACCAGCGAUCCACUCAUCCAUAAAUCCAUGUUUUUAGUUACAUUUUAAGUUGUUUUCAUGCUGCGGCAUGAUUUGGGGAGAAAAUGUGUCAUCAUCAUUUGUUGCUGUUUAUUUAUUUUGGUUUGUGUCAAAGAGCCAAAUUAGCGUGAUUUAAAGCCAUAGAUUUCACUCGCGAGCACACGCAACGACACAUGCACACAUCCAGGUAUGGCCUUUGUGUCAGACUGCGGAUAUCACGGUACUUGAAAUACUGUUAUCUAGUUUUCAAAGACUUCUGACAAUCACCACGAGCCUUGCUAACACCAAAGAACAGCUUAAUGAGAUUAGGAAAGUUACACUCUCAGUAUUGUUUUAAAAGUGGGCGGAAAAAAACUGAAAAACUUUUAGUAUAUUAAUUGUGCUGUUUCUACUGUAAAGCCCCUCAGUAAAAACUAUAAAUACACAGUAAAUGUAUAAAACACUAUUAUAAGCAUACAACCUAUGAAUUUAAAGCAUUUGAAAAUCUAAAUACCAGACUUCUGGUAGCUUUUGGGGUAUUUUUCAGAGCCCAGCAAUUCACUCACACACAUGUACACACACAGAUAGGCUGGUUGUAGAGACGCCAUAUCUACCUCCUCCGUUUCCUUUUUUUGUACUGUCUCUCUGCAAACCACUCCUAUGUCUGACCAUCGAUUGUUUUUUAUUCACAUUAGAAAAAUAUGAAAUGUUUACCCAAAACAACAAAUUUAAAUCGGAGCAGCAUUUUUAUCCUUCAUUCAUAUUGAUGCUGAUUCAGCCCUCAUCAUUUCUGGACUUUUUAUAUGUAGGGAAAAAAAGUUUUGGGAGUUUUUUUGUUUUGUUUUUGUUUUUUGUUUUCAUAAGGAAAAAUAUGACUGAUUUUUAAAUGCUGACACAUGGUGUGUGUGGGUGAUAUUAAACACUUUGUACUGCUUUAUGCACAGUAAUGAACUAGUGUGUGUAUAAAAAAUGUAUUUAAGUGUCUUUUUAUACUCUAACUGCAGUAGCGUUGAAAAGGGAAGCGUUUGUUUCAGCAUCAGCAAAUGUUUUUUUGUAGUUUGCUAAUUAUACAUGAAGCUUUGAUGAUUUUAAGUGUAUAUAUUUCGCUUAUGCCUUUUUGUUUUGUCAUGUGAUUUUGCUCAAUGGGUUACCAUUCAGCAGAAUUAUUUUUUGUAAAUAGAACUGAGGUGUCUUUUAUUUUGUUACAUAUUCUGCUUGCAUUACUAUAUAUGGGUGUGUGCAGUAUAUCACAUUGUAUUGAGACACUGGCUGUGGUUUAACUUGUUUUUUGUGUGAUCUUUUUGGAUUUGAUACUCAAAAGUCACUUUGAAAAGACAGAUGCAGCUGUGGUCUGUGAUCUCUUUGUUACAGUCAGCUGCAGAUAAACAGAAAAAUGUACAUUCUCCCAAAGUGACAACAAAAUGUAUCCUUCAUGUACUUGCUCAUGCCUCAUGUUCAUUGCUAUGCACACUGCAACAAUAUGUUAUGAAUUUAUGCAAUCAGUUUGUAAAGAAUAAUUUUUUUUCCCCAACUCAAUCCAUUUCAGUAUCAACUCAAGACAUCCUCAAUAGGUUGUUUCAGUCUUGUUUGAUGCAUUUUUUUCCUUCUUUGUAGUUCCUCGUAUAUAAAAUGUGUUCAGCGUUUUGUAUCAUUGCUAACCCUGAAGAGAAAGCAGAUUCUGUGUUUUCUAUAAACUCUGUGCCUUUCGCUGCCAUCUUGGCUUUGUGCAAUAGAAGUGAAUGAGAUUAACGCCUCUGCCAAACCAAAACCAGGCUUGAAGAUUGUCGAUAGUGCAGCACUUUUCCUCAGGAGAACAUACAGGAGCAAAAACAUACAGGACAAAUUGCGAUGCAUUAGUCCAGAGUUUGGUCAUGUUUGGUUUUUGUUGACUGUCAAAUGUGUUGAUUUACCUCAGUUGUUGAUUUUGAGACUGUAGAUUAUGCUUUUAGGUAAAAACUCAGUGUUACUGAGGGUUUAUUUGUGGUCACUCCUUCAUUUUAUAAAUGCAGUUUUUAUACAUGAUCCACAGUUUGAAUCCAAUGCACCAAAACUACCUGGGCUUUUUGUACCUCAGGAAGUUGUAUUACUUAUAGGAUGAUGGUUGUCUCUUCUCUAUUAAAGCUGAAGUCUAGCAGUCAAGUCAGUGAUUCGCUUGUACAUCUGCCUUUGUUACUCGGAUUUGCAGCAGUUGGCACAUCAAGUUUAAUCAACACUUCUGACAGUCUCAGGAACAAAAAAAAACUACCCUUUGCUUCACCACAUCUGUAUUUUAAGAUUAAUGAUCUUUCUCAGUGGCUUAUCUAACCUCCUCUCUUUACCCUUUGGGUUGAAGUGUUGCUGUAUCUUGCUAAAUAUACACCUUUCUUUCCUGCCUACAAUCAAUAU